Racocetra persica is the source of this 1404-nucleotide messenger RNA. The record is from the annotation of a GenBank genome assembly. NCBI's taxonomy places the organism in Eukaryota, Fungi, Glomeromycota, Glomeromycetes, Diversisporales, Gigasporaceae.
AUGACAACAUCGACUAAAUCAUAUCAGGAUAAACGUCAUGAAGAGAUUAGUACUAAAGGAGGAAAAGGGAGGCAGAGUAAAAUAGGCUCUCAUGCUACAUACGUGGAGGAGGACUAUUCUAUGGAAAGUGCAGAAGAAGAGACUCUUCCAUCAAACCGUUCUCCAAAUCGUCAAUCAGGAAUUCACAUACGACCUCACGAAGUUCCAAUGCGCCCCGAAAUUCAUGUACCUCAACCGAACCCAAUACGGCCAUCAUCAUGUCAAUAUUCACCAAGAAAUACCCAACCACAGAACACCAGGCCUCAAUAUAAUAAUAAAUCGGAUAACGUGCAAAAUCCUAGCUCUGCUGCCACUAGUUCAAGAAUUACUAUCACUAUGACAAGUAUCACCACUAGCAGUCCACAAAAUUCUAACACGACUACUUAUGUUACAACUGAGAUAGCACCAAGUGACAAUUCCAGCACAUCGGAAUCAGUUCCAAAUGAGAAUAACGAAAAUUCAACUAACAUCAAUUCAGCCAUACCCGUUACUAGAACCACAAAUUAUUUUCAUUCACAAAAUAAUUUGCAGCAUCAGACAAAUUCUGCAGGUGCCUCAUAUCCAGUGACACAAAAUUCGCCGAACAUAAGGCUUACAGGUCAUAAUCAAACAACUAUGACGGGUGCAGCAAACUAUUCUCAUAAUAAUGCGAUGUACUAUAAUCCACAACCUAACAUUGUAGACGUUUAUCAGCCGACAAAUUAUUCUACGUCCGUUGCUGCACAAACAUAUAACGACGGUACACUCACUAACCCUACAUCUUCAUUUCAAGAUACUCCAUCAACCUCAAACAACAAUUCUUCAAUACCAUACAUGGCUAACACUUCAACAAUUCCGUACCAUAACUAUUCGUCACAUUAUAAUGAUCCUAUGUCUCAUUGUAGUCAACCUACAAAUAUCCCAUACAUGUGGAGUUCCAAUGAUCCAUGUUCUGCUGGACCAUCAACAUCGGUUUUACAAAAUAGUGGAAAUUCAUUUCAAUCCAAUAUUAGUGAAUCAAACGCACCCUCAACCUGUGGUUCAGAAUGCUGUAUGGGUAACAGUAAAUUUGCAGGAUCAAGACCACGGUAUUAUCGCCUUCCUGUUAUUAGUACUCUCAAUACAGUCUAUGAUGUAUGGAAUGAGUGGAAUGUCGGACUUGAUGGCAAUCCAUCAGUUGUUAUGAUGAUGGAAUCAUAUGGAAACAAGUGGCUUGUCGACAAUAGUGUUAUUUUAGCACCUAGAAAAAAAGUAAUUAAGGAAGUUCAACGUAGAGCACUGGAAGUGGGAUUGGAUGAUGCCUUGAGCGAAUUAGAAAGAAUAAAAGGCACAAAUGAUUUGGUCUGGUUAGCUGAAAAAAUAUCCAUGGAAGCAAACGUUAGUUGA